ACCUUUUGAAUUCUUCAAGAUCUUACUUGUUAUUUGUUUUUCACGCACGCAAGCACAUAUCCUCCCGCGCAUGGAAGAGCUAUAAAAUAAUUGUAAUACAAUUAUACCUGUAAUAUCAGCUGCAGCAAAGGAGCACCAUGUUGCGGCUUGUCAGGGUUGCAUCCAAAGGUCACAGGUUCCGCCUACUCGCUGCCAAGAUGGCAAAGCUCAAUGCAAUGUCAAAGCCAGUUAUGAGUGCCACAGGGAAGUUCAUGCCACGACAUCUAUCCAUGAUGGCUCUUGAAAACGAUCUCCCUAAACUGCCAGUCCCAGCCUUAGAUGACACAAUGGACAAGUAUUUAAAUGCCAUUCGUCCACUCAUAAAUGAUGAUGAUUUUGAGAACACCCAAGUGCUUGUGAAUGAGUUUAGGAAGAAAGGAGGAAUCGGGGAGAUUCUACAGGGAAAGCUACUUGAAAGAGCAAAGAAAACUGAUAACUGGAUGGCUGGUUGGUGGGAAAACGUUAAGUAUCUUGAUGUGAGGGUACCAGUUGUAAUAAAUUCUAAUCCUUCGUGGAGCUUUCCCAAGGAAAACUUCUCGGAUAGAUUUGAUUUCAUCCGUUACUCAACAAGACUUGUACGAGCUGUCUUGAAGUUCAGGCAAAUGGUUGACAAUGAUCAGUUGAGCAUUGACAAGAUGGGUAACAAACCCCUCAACAUGUACCAGUAUAAACUUUUCUUCUGUGGAUGCCGUGUCCCCCAACUCAACAGAGACAAGUAUUAUGUGGCAGCAAAAGGACAAGCCAAGCAUAUUGUUGUUGCUCAUAGAAAUCAGUUCUACUCAGUUGACGUGUACGACAGUAAAGGACAACCUCUUGGUGAGCCUGAGAUAGCAGCCCAGCUACUGAAGAUUGUACAGAACACAGAACCAGAGGAACCUCCAGUGGGGGUAUUCACCAGUGAGAAUAGAGAUGUGUGGGCCAAGGAAAGAUACGCAAUGGCUAAAGAUCGCAAUAAUAGAGCCAACUUUAAGAUGAUUGAGAGCAGUAUAUGCGUUCUGUGUCUGGAUAAACCCUGUCCUCCAUCAACACAAGUCCCAAGUAUCACAGAGUGUCCAUCGGACUCCGUCACAGGAUGUCAGACUCUCCAUGCAUAUGGCGAUGGCAUCGAGUAUAACAGCCUUAACCGGUGGUUUGAUAAGCCUUUCCAGUUCACAGUCAGUGAAGAUGGUAACAGCGGCGGAUGUUUUGAACACACCUGCGCAGAUGGUUCAACAGUACAGAGAGUGUCGGAUCCAAUCAUGAAAGAAAGAAAAGACUACAAAUCAAUUAAAGUUAAAGAUAGAUCUGAUCUUGCUGCACCUCAAAAAAUGAAGUGGAACCUUAAACCCAGUACUUUGCAAAACAUGGAGACAGCUAAGGAUCGUCUUGACAGUUAUGUGAAGGACACAGACGCCCGGUUGUUUGCAUAUCAAGGCUAUGGUAAAAACUUUAUCAAGUCCCUCAAGCUAAGUCCAGACGCCUGGUUCCAGAUAUCACUUCAGCUGGCGUUCUACAGGCUUCAUGGACACGUCGCCCCAGCCCACGAGGCAGGCUCCACUCGCCAAUUCAAGCUCGGCCGAACAGAAACGAUCAGGAGCGCAUCUAUCGCCACGCACGAGUUUGUCAGGGCGAUGACAAGUAAACACGCCUCGAGAGCUGAGCGUUACGAAUUGAUGAGGAGAGCGAUCAACUAUCACUCUACGUACACCAAAGAGGCCCUUGACGGGAAGGCUGUGGAUCGACAUUUGCUGGGUCUCAAGCUGACCGCCGUCGAAUCAGGCAUCACGCUUCCCGCCAUUUUCAUGGACCCAAGUUAUCAUUAUUUCUUCCACUUCAAGCUCUUCACCAGUCAGGUUCCACUAGAGCACGAAAGCUGGGUAGUGAUUAGACCCGCAGUGCCUGAUGGGUACGGGAUCUGCUACAACCCACAGCCGAACAAAUUAAUGUACAGCGUCUCGACCUUCAAUAGUAACCCAGCAACGAACCCAGGCCACUUCGCGACCGCAAUGCAGCGAAGCCUCGAUGAGAUGCAGUUGCUAGGGACGAUAUAAAAAAUAUAAAAGAUGCGCGGGAAAUUUUGGCGCCAUGCGCGCGCGUGCCGUAAAUGCUCUAAUAAGCGACCCCUAUCUAAAUAACGCCUCCUAUGUAAUGAACGCUCCCCCCCCCAAAGCCUACUAAUUUUUAAUGAAAGCCCCUCUCUAAUAAACACCCCCCCCCCCUACACCUCCUCCCAGCUUAAAAACAAACCGAUAUAGGAUCAAAUUUAAUUAAUCCGAGUUAAAGGUCAUCUUCGCUUUUGCGAAUUAUCGUGUUGCUAUGGUAAUCUGGUAAUUUCGUCAUCAUGCACAGCACGCUGUGACCUCGGCAUAAUAUAUUGCCGCUUUUAGAUUUUUGUUCUCCUGUGCUCAAAAUCUAAAUCAUCAUCAUCUAAAGAUGUUUCAUAUGUUCUCAUUUUAGAAAAAAAGGUGGAAUAUUUAGGCGUUCAUAGACAUACAAAACCCUUCAAAGGGGAGGAAGGGGGAAAGAAGUUGCUCCUCCAUUUUUACACAGCAUAUUUUUAUUGUGGUCAGUGGUUUUCAAUGGGUCUCAAACACGAAUGAGCUUUGAAUUGAGAUGUCCAUUGAUUGCUGACCGCUAGACCCUCCGGCAAGCUCUUGGCGUGUGUAAAAUUUGCAUAUCAAUCACGUCAACUGUAUAAUCGCCACUCCUUUCAAAGGUGUAGAGAGAAGAGGUUUUAGUUUGUAGAGAUUGUAUUUAAUUUUUCUCGACUAUCUGCAAAAGGUAAAAAUGAUAUCACACUUAUCCCAUGAA
Molecule: messenger RNA, 2829 nt
Organism: Nematostella vectensis (starlet sea anemone)
Lineage: Eukaryota; Metazoa; Cnidaria; Anthozoa; Actiniaria; Edwardsiidae
Product: carnitine O-acetyltransferase
Exons: 13
Coding region: 138-2069 (643 amino acids)
Molecular function (GO): acyltransferase activity
Source: RefSeq, a predicted model, not a curated record